UAUGUCAGAUCUAUGGUGGGGAUCAAGGGCUGUCACAUAAAUAUUUCCGAAUCCUCGUCGUCAAUUUAAGGAGGAGUAUGAGAAGCUGGGCUAUAUUAUUCAGCACAUUAGUAAGCCUUCCUACUGCACUGCUAUUCUCAGACAGUGCUUGCAGUACAGCAUAAACAAAUCUUCCGAGAUUGUCUAGUUUAGUGCACAGUGUAGUUUUACUGGGUGCGCCCAGCAUCACUGGACUUCAUACGGAGCACAAGAGAAGUAAUAGGGACGCAGAAUAAGAGUUGACAAGACAUUUUCCAGAGCCAGAAGUUUGUGGAGACAGGAUGGAGGAGAUCAUCUCUGCAUCUCUAACACGCUAGAACCUUCACUGUUCCAGCCGUCACCGCCGUCACCGCCCCACACUGGCCCUCCGUUCCUCAAGAGUGAUUUAUUUGCAAUGAUUGAGAAAAUGCAGAGCAACAGAAUGGACGAGCAGAGAUGCACUUUUCCUCCACCCCUCAAAACCGAGGAAGAUUACAUCCCUUACCCCAGUGUCCAUGAGGUUCUCAACAGAAAGAGUCCAUUUCCUCUUAUUCUGCUUCCUCAGUUUGGGGGUUAUUGGAUUGAGGGGACCAAUCACGAACUGAGCAAUGGGUUUGAACCGGAGCAGCUCCAGUCGCCCACCUCACGGUUUAAACUGGAGUGCAACAGCACCGCUAAGAUCUACAGGAAACAUUUUCUGGGCAAAGAACAUUUUAAUUAUUAUUCAAUGGACAGUGCCCUAGGCCACCUGGUGUUUUCUAUGAAAUAUGAUGUUAUUGGGGACCAGGAGCAUCUCCGCCUCAUGCUCAGAACAAAAAUGAAAACGUAUCACGACGUGAUUCCAAUAUCUUGUUUGACCGAAUUCCCCAACAUUGUUCAGAUGGCCAAGCUUGUCUGUGAAGAGGUGAAUGUGGACCGUUUUUUCCCUGUGCUCUACCCAAAGGCGUCUAGGCUCAUUGUCACUUUUGACGAACAUGUUAUAAGCAACAACUUCAAGUUUGGAGUCAUUUAUCAAAAGUUUGGACAGACCACAGAGGAGGAGCUGUUUGAGAAUAAUGAGGAAAGUCCUGCAUUUGUGGAGUUUUUAGAGUUUCUGGGACAGAAGAUUGAGCUUCAUGACUUCAAAGGGUUUCGUGGUGGGUUGGACGUGACGCAUGGACAGACAGGCUUGGAGUCUGUGUAUCAUAACUUCCACAACAAGGAGAUCAUGUUCCACGUGUCCACUAAGCUGCCUUACACAGAGGGUGACACACAGCAGCUACAGAGGAAAAGGCACAUAGGAAACGACAUUGUUGCCAUCGUGUUUCAAGAUGAAAGCACUCCAUUUGUACCAGACAUGAUUGCCUCCAACUUCCUCCAUGCCUAUAUUGUGGUGCAGGUGGAAAAUGCCUGUUCUGACAAUGUCUUGUAUAAGGUUUCAGUGACGGCACGAGAUGAUGUACCAUUUUUUGGACCACCUCUCCCUAACCCAGCUAUUUUUAAGAAAGGACCAGAGCUUCAUGAAUUCCUGCUUACCAAGCUGAUCAAUGCCGAAUAUGCCUGCUACAAAGCAGAGAAAUUUGCCAAAUUAGAAGAGCGCACACGAUGCGCCCUGUUGGAGACGCUGUAUGAAGAGCUGCACAUCAACAGUCAGGCCAUGAUGGGACUGGGAGGAGAAGAGGAAAAGAUGGAGAAUGGAGGAGGAGGUGGAGGGGGUUUCUUUGAAUCCUUCAAGCGGGUGAUCCGCAGUAGGAGCCAGUCUCUGGACGCCUUGGGCCUCAAUAUCAGGAAGCACACAGUCUCCAAUAGUCACAGCGGCAGUUUCACCCACAACAACCAUCUUCACUCACCAGAGAGCCCCAAAAUUCCCGGGAUAUCAUUGCUUGUCCCAGGCAAAAGUCCCAGUAAAUACGGACGCCGUGGCAGCGCCAUAGGAAUAGGAACGAUAGAAGAGUCUUUGAUCAUUCCUGGUAAAAGCCCAACGAGGAAAAAAUCAGGACCUUUCAGUUCUCGACGUAGCAGUGCUAUCGGGAUUGAAAACAUACAGGAGGUGCAAGAGAAGAGAAUUGCUGCUCUGUUGUCAGAGGACAGGACUGUGCUCUGUAUCUCUCUACCCAGCGUCACUCUCAAGAAUGGGAGGCUCAUCUUGGAUCCCUCAAACAGUAGAGAGUGCUGCUCGCCCUACACACAGAAGACACCAGACAGUGGACAUGCCUCCCAGGACCCCAAGUCUGAAAACUCAUCCAAUCAGAGUUCUCCCGAGGUUCAGGUCACUAAGAACAGCUCAAGCCUGUAUUGCCGAGCUCCCUCCAUCCCUGAAGCUCACGACCUGUCACGCUCCUCAUCUAAUGCCAGCAGCUUUGCUAGUGUGGUAGAGGAGAAUGAAACCGAGGCUACAGAGGACUAUGACACUGGCAUGGAGAGUUUGUCAUCCGCGGGCACUCCUCAUAAACGGGACUCAUUCACUUACAGCAUGUGGCUGGAGGACAACAUGAGCACUCCCAGUACAACCAGCAGGGGGAGCUCUCCUGCCCUUGGCAAAAGCCAGGAGCCAAACCGUCCAGACAUCCGAAUCAAACUCGAUGGACCGCAUGACCCCAAAUCCUCAUCAAACUGCUAGCCUCUCCUGCUUGUUUGCCUUGUGGAUAUCAAACAACAACAGAAAGACUCUGGUUAUGUCUAUACUGCUGACGAUGAAGAAGAGUAGCAUCUCCAGUUAGCUGCAUGAGUGACAGCAUGCACAAAAGGACCAUGAUCAUCUAACAACGCCUGAAAAGAAGAAACAAGGAGUUGGUUACAGGCAAGCAGAGACUUCAUUCUGGCUGUGGCGCUGUACUUAUCUCCCCUCCUUCAGUCCUUUCCUCUUUCAGUCUCAGUAUUGGUCCACUUGCUGUUGUCAUCUGAAACCUUUGUAAGUACAUCCAGUAAUGAGAACUUAGUUCCUCUGUAGCAUCGUCUGCAGACACUUCACUGUGCUGGUGAAUGACUAAUAUAGCAGCUUGUACAGUUUAAGGUCCUAACACUGUGCUAUUAUUAUAUUUUGUGACAUUUGGGUCAUAAAGAAAAUUGCACAAUGAGAGCUUAUUAUUAUUUCAGUUAUGAUAUAGACACCAAACCGUUUCUCGUAAACGAAUGUUUGGAAGUCCUUGUCAUUGAUCUGAUAUUCUAUAAGGUACUGUUUGUUUAGUACAGCCCUUAAAGGGAUACUUUAAAAAAAAAAUGCUAAUUUUCCAGCUCCCCUAGAGUUAAACAUUUGAUUUUUACCGUUUUAGAAUCAAUUCAGCUGAUCUCUGGGUCUGGUGUUAGCACUUUUAGCAUAGCUUAGCAUAAUCCAUUGAAUCUGAUUAGACCAUUAGCAUCGCGCCUAAAAAUAACUAAAGAGUUUCGAUAUUUUUCCUAUUUAAAACUUGACUCUUCUGUAGUUACAUUGUGUACUAAGAAAAUUAAAAGUUGCAAUUUUCUAGGCAGAUAUGUCUAGGAACUAUACUCUCAUUAUGGCGUAAUAAUCAAGGACUUUGCUGAUGUAACAUGGCUGCAGCAGGCGUAGUGAUAUUAUGAACUGCCCGAAAAUAGUCCCCUUGGUUACUUUCAAUAGCAGGGGACUAUUGUCUUAGUACACAAUGUAACUACAGAAGAGUCAAGUUUUAAAUAGGAAAAAUAUCAAAACUCUUUGGUUAUUUUUUAGCAUGAUGCUAAUGGUCUAAUCAGAUUCAAUGGAUUAUGCUAUGCUAAAAGUGGUAGCGCCAGACCCGGAGAUCGGUUAAAUGGAUUCCAAAACGGUAAAAAACAAUGUUUAACUCUAUUGGAGCUGGAAAAUGAGCAUAUUUUCAAAAAAAAUGUCUCUUUAAAAGCUUAGUAAUACAUCUUGUGCCAUUAUUUCAGAGUAACAGCAUUCGCUUUGGCAAGUAAAUAAAACUAACUUUUUCAGGAACUGCUAAAUAAUAUAUGUCAGGUUAUGUUACCGAUCACAGACACACCAACUGUUAAGAAUAUAUCUGUUGCGACUUACAUACGUUGACUUUCCCUUGCACUAAGCCACCAAAUCAAAAAUGAUAAGGAGCAAAAUCCCUAUACGGGUAUUUAUAUUUUUGUGUACCAAGAGUCAUGCUUCAUUUGAGUGACACAACAAGCAAAGCUAAACAAUCCCAAUGUCAUAGUAAAAUAAUAACCAUAAUCGUCUAAGUCUAAUCAAAUGACUCUAUUACUUCUCACUUUUGUAAGUUGCUUCGGAUAAAAGAGUCUGCUAAAUGCCAAAAUGUAAUGUAAAUGUAUUUACGACUUGAUUUAAACAAAUGUGUCACAUAAUUCUCUA
Molecule: messenger RNA, 4309 nt
Organism: Misgurnus anguillicaudatus (oriental weatherfish)
Lineage: Eukaryota; Metazoa; Chordata; Actinopteri; Cypriniformes; Cobitidae
Source: RefSeq, a predicted model, not a curated record